Molecule: messenger RNA, 1720 nt
Organism: Juglans microcarpa x Juglans regia
Lineage: Eukaryota; Viridiplantae; Streptophyta; Magnoliopsida; Fagales; Juglandaceae
Product: protein SUPPRESSOR OF npr1-1, CONSTITUTIVE 1-like
Exons: 4
Coding region: 118-1548 (476 amino acids)
Source: RefSeq, a predicted model, not a curated record
ACAAUUAUAAUCUUCAAUUUCUUUCCUUGAACUAUGUAGUAAAGUCACUAGCUUCAAACUUUUUUUUUUUUUUUUUUUUUUUUUUUUUUUUUUUUUUUUUUACAGAACUUGAGGACUAUGGAUCUCAUUGAUUGUAAAUUCUUAACAAAAAUCCCAGAUCUUUCAAGUGCUUCAAAUUUGAAGGAAUUGAAAGUCAAAUAUUGUGCAAGUCUAAUUGAGGUGCAUGAUUCCGUUGGAUUCCUGGAUAAGCUUACUCGUUUGUCUUUUAAACAAUGCCCUGACCUCUCGAUAUUUCCAAAAUGUCUCAAGUUGAGAUCUUUACAUAGGCUUGAUUUUGAAGGUUGCCCAAGCUUUUGUAAUUUUCCUGAAAUCGAGAGUAAAAUGGAAAAAUUAGCUAAAUUACAUGUAGAGGGCACUGCAAUUGAAGAACUACCUUUAUCCAUAGGGAAUCUGGUUGGGCUUGAUCUUUUAAUUCUAAGAGGAAACAAAAAACUUGUUCGUCUCCCAACUUGCAUUCUUCAGUUGCUGCAUCUAGGCAUAGUUAAGAUCGUUGAUUUACAAAAUAUUUUAAAUUUUGGAAAGAUGGGUGAUAAUAGACAAUCCAUUCUGGCUAUUGAGUCUACAACAAUGGAAGAUGAGAUCUCGUCAAGUGAAGAACAACUCCAUGAAUUGCCGGCUCCAGCAAGUUCAAGCCAUGGGAGCACUGCAUCACAAGUGUUGAAUCUUCCAAAUUAUUCCGAAUCAGAAUCAAAUUUUUUUCCAUUAUCAAAUUUCUUUACCAUGUUUAGUUCCUUGGCCAGUUUGUAUUCCUUGGAUCUAUCGAGGAGUGAAAUUGUUAGCCUUCCCACUAGCAUCAAAGGAUUUGUUAGACUGUCUAUACUUGGGUUGAUGGAUUGCAAGAAACUUGAAGAAAUACUAGAACUUCCACCAAAUAUAGAAGUAGUACAUGCUUCUGGAUGCGAGUCAUUAGAAAGAUUUCCAGAAGUAUCAAAAAUAUUGCAAUUCCAUAGAAGCCAUAUCAGAUCGUUAGCAUUGAUUAACUUGUUCGGCUGCAACAAAAUGCAUGUGGAUAUAUGGAAUCGUCAUGGGCCAAAUCCUUUAUUGCAGAAGGAAAAUUAUCAAAAAGCGUCGUCAGAUAGUACUGGGCAUUGUACGAGACUUGAUGAUGUCCAACUGAGUGGAACAAAAACAUGGGUUAUAGAUAUUGAGGGGCCACACUAUUUGGAGAAUAUAUGUGGAAUAGCAUUAUAUUGUGUUGUGUUUUAUGAGGGAGGUGAUUGGUUUUUUGAUAAGAUAAGGGCUAAGAUAACCUGUGAUGUCUCAAAUCAUGUAUGCGACAUUAAAAGAGGGGUUCGAUUGUUAAAAAAUGAUAUUGAGCCAAAUCGAUAUAAUGUAUGGGUGGCAUACUCAUCAAUAGAAUCUUUUAAGCUUAAGGUUUUGGACAAUCUUAGAGUUCAUUUCUAUACCCAGUUGGGUCAUUUAGGGAUGUUUUAUAAAAGUUGCGGAGCCAAAGUGGUAUACAAGCAUAAAAGGGAGGAGAGCAAAUGAAGAAAAAGAAACGAGGAUGUAACCCAUCUGAGGGGUAUGAAGGCUGCAUCCAAACAAGUUGUUGGAUGAACCAGCUCUGAAAUGGUCUUCAUUUCGACUCACACUACUUUUAAAAAUGGAUGAAUUAAUGAUAUCCCAAGUCGGAUGACCUCUAAUCAGUGAGAGAACAUAC